Messenger RNA from Papaver somniferum (opium poppy), 772 nucleotides. Its product is annotated as stigma-specific STIG1-like protein 3. The coding region runs from base 111 to 635 and encodes 174 amino acids. NCBI's taxonomy places the organism in Eukaryota, Viridiplantae, Streptophyta, Magnoliopsida, Ranunculales, Papaveraceae. The transcript has a single exon. The record is from RefSeq and is a predicted model, not a curated record.
UUCUAAUAAAACAUCUUGUAUAGUCAUAAUAAUAAGAUCAGCAUCGAUCUUAAUCAUCUUCCUCCUAAUCCAAAUCCUCCUCAUCUUUCUCUUAAUACUACUCUUCUAUCAUGGCAAUGAACAAGAACACGUUCUUCACUGUUGCCAUAAUCAUGGCUAUCACUAUAGCUUUGACAACCGCAACUGUCCAUCUAGGAGGAGAGAAACAAGUAGUAGGAGAUCAACAAGGAGAAGGAGCAAGUGGUGCAUCAGAAAAAUAUUCUUUGUCAAGUGGGGACGAAGAAACUGAAUCACUAUCAUCAACUAGUAUCCCGAAAUCCAAACGCAUAAGUCGUUUCCUCAAGGAAGAAGUGAAACCUCGAAACCCAAGAGCCGCAUCAUACUGUAACAAGAAUGAGUAUGUUUGUUUAGCCGAAGGAAGUCCUGGAUCGACUUGUUGUAAUAACAAGUGUGUCGACUUAAUAUCCGACCCUGACAACUGUGGCGCGUGUAAGAGCAAAUGCAAGUUCUACACAGAGACAUGUUGUAACGGGAAGUGUGUGAAUCUAUCCUAUGACAAGAGGCAUUGUGGGAGGUGUAACAACAAUUGCAUGACUGGUGGUUUCUGUUUAUAUGGUAACUGUGACUACGCUUAAGCCUUUGCAAGACUUACAGUCAGGCCGGUCAUGAUGAUGAAUUAGCUUCAAUAUACAAUCAUUCAUGCAUUUUCAAAUCAAUAACAGUCAUAUAGUUAUGAUUGAUCAUAUAUAUAUACACUAUAGUUGAUUAAGCA